CGCCCCUAUUCUUGUAGUUUGUUCCCCAGCGCGCGUAGAUCCUAUGGACCCCACGUGUCAAGAGAGUCCUGCAGAGGACUCAAACAAUGAAGAAGACCUUGACUCCACGAAGGCAGCACCCCGGAUCCGUGAUACCCCAGAAGACAUCGUGCUGGAAGCGCCAGCCAGUGGCCUGGCGUUCCAUCCGACUCGAGAUCUGCUGGCAGCGGGGGACGUGGAUGGGGACGUGUUCGUCUUUGCCUACUCUUGUCAGGAGGGAGAAACCAAGGAGCUGUGGUCCUCAGGACACCACCUCAAGUCCUGCCGAGCUGUUGUCUUCUCAGAGGAUGGGCAGAAACUUGUUACUGUCUCUAAGGACAAAGCAAUCCAUGUACUAGAUGUGGAACAGGGACAAUUGGAAAGACGGAUUUCCAAGGCUCACAGUGCCCCCAUUAACAGUCUGCUGCUCGUGGAUGAGAAUGUUCUGGUUACUGGGGAUGACACUGGUGGCAUCCGGCUAUGGGACCAGCGUAAAGAGGGCCCUUUGAUGGAUAUGCGGCAGCAUGAGGAGUAUAUUGCUGACAUGGCUCUAGACCCAGCCAAAAAGCUGCUGCUGACAGCCAGCGGAGAUGGCUGCCUUGGUGUCUUCAACAUCAAGAGACGCCGGUUUGAGUUACUCUCAGAGCCUCAGUCAGGAGAUCUAACCUCCGUCGCCCUCAUGAAAUACGGGAAGAAGGUGGCCUGUGGGUCUAGCGAAGGUACCAUCUACCUCUUCAAUUGGAACGGUUUCGGGGCCACAAGUGAUCGCUUUGCCCUGAGAGCGGAGUCCAUCGACUGCAUGGUUCCAGUCACUGAGAAUCUGCUGUGCACUGGCUCUACUGACGGAAUCAUCAGGGCUGUGAACAUCCUGCCCAACCGAGUGGUAGGCACCGUGGGCCAGCAUGCCGGGGAGCCUGUGGAGGAGCUAGCCCUAUCCCACUGUGGCCACUUUCUGGCCAGUAGUGGCCAUGACCAGCGCCUCAAAUUUUGGGACAUGACUCAGCUUCGAACUGUGGUUGUGGAUGACUAUCGUCGACGCAAGAAAAAAGGAGGGCCGCUUCGUGCCCUGAGCAGUAAAGCUUGGAGCACGGACGAUUUCUUUGCAGGGUUGAGAGAAGAUGAGGAGGAGGCCAAGGCUCCAGAGGAGGUGUCGGGGGAGAGCGAUGAUGACAGUGACUGAGGGACAAGGAGCUGUUUUCUGGGACAGAUUCCCUAACGGAAUCUGUUGAUGUUGUAGACUGAUCCUGCUACCUUGAACAGGAUAAGCUUAGCUCUACCACUGAGCUACACCCCACUCCCCAGACAGGAGAUCUCUAUUCUACUGAAUCAUGUAAGACACACACGAACUCAGGGCCCCGAAGUAGGAGAGUAUUUGUUCUGCCUAUUGUAAAACAAUCUCUACUACCACUAUAGCAAGACAACACAGAAACAUGUAUACCAACCAGGGUUUUAAUAUAAAUAAAACCGGUAUAGGAAAACAAGAACCAUAUAAGCCCAAACCAGUGACCAGUGGUGGGAGGAAGGGCUCUUUGGUUCAGCCAGUUCUCCAAAUAAAACACAGAUUCAUAGUAA
Messenger RNA from Rattus norvegicus (Norway rat), 1590 nucleotides. RefSeq names its product WD repeat domain 55 (gene Wdr55). NCBI's taxonomy places the organism in Eukaryota, Metazoa, Chordata, Mammalia, Rodentia, Muridae. The coding region runs from base 44 to 1198 and encodes 384 amino acids. The record is from RefSeq and is marked validated. The transcript is spliced from 7 exons. Gene Ontology annotation, cellular component: cytoplasm; nucleolus.